GUAAAGUAAUAAAGGGUAAGUCGAGCCAGCAGCCGUCCUAUAAAACUCAACUGAUGUACGAGCUAUUUCCCAAGAAAAGUUUCAAUCGUUUUUCCUCACUGAUUUCCUUUGUAAAUAUAAACCUUUCUUUGUGGCCAAUAGAACCAAAUAUGAACACUCAAGCUGGACCUUCAAAUAAUUUCAAGAGACGAGUGGAUAAGCCAAAAUCUAAUAUCAAAGUUGGGAGUGGAUCAAACGACGCUGAAAUGUCCAGUCCUGUGCUCCUAAAGCCUCAAAGUGAUGAGCAUUUCCCCAAAUGCCGAUGCGUGGAGCUGCUGAAAAUUGGUGACGGUGCGGGCCACAGGAUCAACGAGGAGAUAGCUUCCCGUCGCCGCCAUAGAGUACAAAUUAUGCUAGUGGGUAGCAAUCCCUAUGGAGAUGUCUAUCAAGAGGCCGUAAACGCAGCAAUGGAGGCAAUUAAAAAUUCCAGGAUCUAACAACAUCGUCCCCUUCAUCGAACCUUCUCUGAUGUAUUCGUCAAUCCAGACCGUUCUAUAAAUUCCAAGUUGUAACAAUUUAUAAAAACAAAAAAACCUUUUAAUAAAUUUAUUUUCGAUUGUCAGUGACCUCCAUGUGGAAUUUCAGGCGUACCUUAGCCCUCUUAAAGAAACCGAAAGUUGUGCCAUGGCUGCCCUUGCAACCUAGGCCAGUGACAGGUGUCUCCUGCCCUUUUCACCCCCCGUUGCAGCAUGGCAGCAAUAUUUUUCGCCAAUGUUGGCAAUUCUAUUGCCAAUGAUAGGCAACAGAAUUUAGUUAAAAAUCCAAGAAGUAAUCAAAACUUUGCGAGUCCUCCAGAUCUGAUCGAGUUGAAAAAAGAGUUUCAGAAAUUUUGUGUCAAGAGAAAAAAGAUCAAACCAAGAACAAGCAAAAAUAGUGCCGGACCGACGCAGACAGAAUCGUCUCUGGAAGCAGAUAAACAAGAUGAUAUUGAAAAAUCACAGAAACAUUUUAAAAUACCCAAGAGAUAUCAUUCUGAUGGUCAUGUCAAGAAAGUUGAAGAACAUUUGAAAACCUUAUCCAAAUCACUUCCUAAGCUUAAUACAUCGACAAAGAAAAAAGCAUCUAAAAAUGCAGACAAGUCUAAAGGAAAAACUCAGGAACAAAGAUCAAUAUCUGCAUCUCAACCCAUAUACUCAAAAAACUCUAUUAAAUUUAAAAAAAAAUCUGAAUCUAGCAGAAACACAUCAGCGCAAAGAUUUGCAGAUUUUUAUAAAACACAUGAACUAAAUACGUCAUCUACAUCAGAUUCAGAUUUCAUAUCCGAAUCAAUUGCAAGUGGCAAUAAAGCAAUUCACAAAACGACCAAUUAUAAACAAUUAAGAAAAACUCAAUCUGAAUUGCCCAAAGAAGUCUCGAAAUCGAUAAGAAAGCUUAAGAAACAUUCAGAGGUACCUAUUUCAGUUGAAACAGGAAAAAGAUACAAACGGGCAAGGAAAUUAAAGUGGGAUUCUACUAAAACUAAUAUUCAAGAAAACACAGAAACUACACAAAAAGGACGAGAAUCCGAAUUGAAUAAAAGAAUACCCUUUAAAAGUGAACCCACUUGGAAAGAUCAAUUAAAGAGUUAUGCCAAGUUACUAACAGAACUUGAGCAAGAAAAGGUAAUAAAAGGUCACGAAAGAAAAUCCAAAUCACUUCCCCAGGUUAAUGCCAAAUAUGAACACCUUGAGUCUUUGCUAAAAAACCGCAAAUCAAAGCAAAAGCAACGCAAAACAGAACUUAAAAAGGUAUUUGAUAUAUCAUCAAUCCCCCUUCAAUUAGGAAAGAAAUCCGUAGACGAUUACUCCUCCGAACAAGACUAUGAGGAAGAUGCUAGUGUACCCAUUAGAAGCAUGCCAAAUUUGAGAGACGCAUCUGUACAACCUAAAAGGGAAAAAGUUGAAAUUAUUGAAGAAUCGAAAGCAUUUCCCAUGAUUUUUACACCUUUACCGAAACCAUUCGCUGGCUCUUAUGAACCAAAACAAAAACGUUCCAAGAAAGCUUUGAUGGAAUCAACCAUGAGAUUCAAUUGGAAAAAGCCACCCUGGAAAUUGGCAACUAAAAAACGCUUGACUCAUGACUCUAAUUCAUCAAUAUCAAUGGCAAGAUAUGCAAAGGACUUAAGUCAUAGAAGACCAACUGAAUUGUCCGCAGCAACCAUCAGUAGCAUUUUUUCAAGGGCCACCACCUCAUAUUAUUCAGAUUCAGGUAUUCCCACUAUUAGGAGUUCAAAAAAUAAUUCCACAAUCUGGGCAAUCAAUGAGAUAGAUCCAUCAUUAGCCGCAGUGCAAUAUUUUAAGCCAAUCAAAGCCAAACUGCCAGAUAAAGAUCUAACUCAACCGAAGCCAAUGCAAGUCAAGCGUCGCAAAAGUUCGAAAAAGACAACCAUGUCCAAUGAAUCCAUUAAUUCAGAGCAGAGCACAGAACCUGCGUUAAAACCAAUAAAAUCUAAUAAAUCUAUUUCUUCGGAUAUAUUUAGACUUGGCCCAUCCUCGAUCUCAUUCGAUUCACAAAUUCUAUGGCGUGAUCAUAUGUUUUCAGCCAUUAAUUUGGAUGAAUUUAGAUGUGUCCAUGGCACAGACUGUGAUGGUGUUUAUAAUUCGUGGCCCAAAAUAUGGCCAAAACCGCAAAAGAAAUCACAAGGAAAAAAGCGAGUUAAACGACCAUCAACUAAAGUGCUAAAUCCUCGAUAUUCGGCCAGAUUACUUCGUCUUAGUAUGCGUAAAACUGUGUCCUGCCAAACAGAGCAAAGAUCACCAAAUGAACUUUGCCUCAAAUGCGAUCCAAUAAAGUUGAUUGAAACGAAAGGGCCAAGACAACUUAACUACAAUUCAAAUCAUGCCCUUCGACAUCAUGCCAAAAGAAGGCUUAAGCUUAGACAUAGAAGAAGAACGAAAUCCUGUCAAACCGAUGAAAUGCCUGUGGAUGAUAAUUGCUGUCAGACUUGGCCAUGUUUUCGGCACAAGGAACCCGAUCAACCGUAUAUGCUAGAAAUGAGAAGGGAAAUGAAACGCCUCGAACUGAGAAACUACUAUAGACUUAAAUUGCAAAAGAGGUCAAAUAGCUCUCUAAAUCCAUUGGAACUAAUGCGCACCCAACUUCAAAUGUGCCAGAAAAUCCUUUGCCAAUGUGAUCAAAUGGUAGAACAAAAAAAAUUAAAUUUAGAACCUCAUUCAGGCUGUGGGCUUUGAUUCAAUGCAAAUGCUGUCAAUUGCAUUAAAUCAAAGCCCAUAACUUGGCUAAGUAAACGACAAAAGUGCAAUAAAUGUUUUAAGAAUUUGACUAAAAACCUAAAUCAUA
Molecule: messenger RNA, 3318 nt
Organism: Drosophila willistoni
Lineage: Eukaryota; Metazoa; Arthropoda; Insecta; Diptera; Drosophilidae
Exons: 2
Coding region: 729-3209 (826 amino acids)
Source: RefSeq, a predicted model, not a curated record